AUGGGAAAUGUGUCCAACACCUCGGUGUUUAUCUCCACCUUAUCGGAGAGAGAAGACCUGAUUUUUGGCACACUCUAUUUAGUCUUUGGCAUUGUGUCCCUCUCAGGGAACUCGCUGCUCCUGCUGGUGGCCUAUCAGAAGAGGUCCAUGCUGAAGCCUGCAGAGUUCUUCAUUGUCAACCUGGCCAUCAGUGACCUGAGCAUGACGGUGAUACUCUUCCCCUUGGCCACCUCGUCCUUCUUUGCACACAGGUGGCUGUUCAACCAGGCGGUGUGCACCCUCUACGCCUUCUGCGGGGUCUUGUUCGGGCUGUGCAGCCUCUCCAGCCUGACGGUGCUCAGCACGGUUUGCUGCCUGAAGGUCUGUUACCCAGCAUAUGGCAACAAGUUCUCACCCUGCCAUGCUGGAGUGCUGCUGCUGUGCGUCUGGGCAUACGCCCUGAUGUUUGCCACGGCCCCCUUGGCUGAGUGGGGCAGCUACGGCCCCGAGCCCUACGGGACAGCCUGCUGCAUCACGUGGAAAGCCUCGAGCAGGGAAGCCACGCUCUACAUCCUUGCCCUCUUCAUCUUCUGCUACCUUCUUCCCUGCCUCCUCAUCCUCGUCUCCUACUCACUGAUCCUCUGGACCGUGCGGGUGUCCCGGAGAGCUGUCAGGCAGCACACGUCCCCGCAGCGCAGAGCCCGCAGCGUGCACAGCCUGAUCGUGAAGCUGAGCAUUGCCGUGUGCUUGGGGUUUCUGGGUGCCUGGACCCCUUAUGCCAUCAUUGCCCUGUGGGCAGUCCUCGGCGAUGCCAGCCAGGUGCCAGCACUGGCCUUCGUGCUGUCAGCUGUCUUUGCCAAGUCCUCGACGCUCUACAACCCCCUGGUGUACCUGCUCUUCAAGCCCAACUUCCAGAAGUUUCUCUCCAAGGACAUGGUGCUCCUCCAGGCCAUCCGCACCCUCCUCUGCUGCGGCUGCCCGAGCGCUGCGCUCCAGCCCUUCCCGUCCCCGGGCUUUGGUGACCACCCCGGGGCUUGCAGAAACUGCAACGACACUUUUGAGUGUUUCAGCAACUACCCCAAGUGCUACAAACUCCCCCAGGCACCCGGCAGCUCGCCCCGGCACGCUCCCCUGGCUAUCCUGGCUGAUGGAGCUGCUUGCCAGCCGGGGCUGAAGAGGACGGUGCAGGUGAUGGUGCUUGUCACACGGAAAAAGUCAGGCCUGGGCGCUGCGAAUGUGGCGGGGGAAGCCCUGCCAUCAGAUUUCAUGAAAGACCUUCUCUGAGCCCAGCCAUGCCCGGCUGCAUCCUACCAGCGCACUGGAAGACAAACCCAAAUGCAACAUUUCUCUUGCCUAUGUAUCUGAUGGAUCCUCACCAUGUUCUGCAGAUGAAGUGACAUGAAAAUUUAAGACCAUUCUUGCCUCCCCAUCUGGUUUGGCUCUUGCAACUCUGAGCCUAGCCUUUUCACUUGCAAAAAAACCCCAAACAUAAUAGACCCCCAGUGCCUGAAAUCUGCCCAGGGUGCAAGGCCAGGGUGAAGUUUCUCCCGCGGCUUGCUCUCUGGGCCCUUGGCCUUCGUUUUUCCAUCCAGGUGCUCUGAUGACCAAGUAGAAACUUGGUUGUCUUAAGAAACUCUGCCUGGCAGGGAGGGCUGGGGGCCGGGAGGCCCCGGGAGGCGUCCCACCUCCAGCACCAGCUCCUACAGCCCCGCUGACCAUGUCCUUUCCUGCUGGGGAGCAGGACCAUGCCUCUCAGCUACCUCACUUGGGAUUAUGAAGCAUCUUUAUAUACCUCUCAAGAGACUACUCUCUGUGCAGGUUGGGCUACCCCACUCCCUUCACUUGAACGUAAACCCAGCACCAUCCUAUAGAUAGAAAUGGGAGCUUGUCUUUAGAGUAAGGAUUUGGGGUUAAAAUAAUCCCAGUGCAAGUAAUAGCAG
This is a messenger RNA of Tyto alba (common barn owl), 1919 nucleotides long. Its product is annotated as opsin-5-like. The transcript has 5 exons. Gene Ontology annotation, biological process: G protein-coupled receptor signaling pathway. The record is from RefSeq and is a predicted model, not a curated record. Gene Ontology annotation, cellular component: membrane. Gene Ontology annotation, molecular function: G protein-coupled receptor activity. Bases 1 to 1263 code for a protein of 420 amino acids. NCBI's taxonomy places the organism in Eukaryota, Metazoa, Chordata, Aves, Strigiformes, Tytonidae.